AUGGAGCGGGCUAAUCGAGGGCGGAGAUGGGCCAAUUUAAAGCAACGGCUAGGAUUGAAGGGGAUGGGGUGCUGUAGAGGUUCAUGGAGUCCAACAUCGUCAACUUUGACAAUGAUUGAAGGGUUUAGCUUAAGCCUCCAUGGAAGCAGCCGCAGUCAAAGAGAAGAUGGGGGUCGGAGCUCAGCAGCUUCCGGUAUGAACUUGGCGAUGGCUCUGGCGGCGGAGAGAAAUUUGAGGAGUGACGAAGGAGGCCCCACGGGCGCUAGUGAUGUGAAAUCACUGAUGAGAUUGUUUGAAGAAAUGGACGGUGGGGAUUGGAAAACAAAACGAAAGGAAGGUGAGAAUAACGGUGAUUGGAUGUGCUGCGUGUGCAUGGAAAGGAGUAAAGGCGCGGCUUUUAUUCCCUGUGGACACACCUUCUGUAGGGUAUGUUCUAGGGAAUUAUGGCUUAACAGAGGCACGUGUCCCAUCUGCAGCCGUUCGAUCAUUGAGAUUCUUGACAUUUUUUAA
Messenger RNA from Cucumis melo (muskmelon), 510 nucleotides. RefSeq lists its product as uncharacterized. Bases 1 to 510 code for a protein of 169 amino acids. Lineage: Eukaryota; Viridiplantae; Streptophyta; Magnoliopsida; Cucurbitales; Cucurbitaceae. The record is from RefSeq and is a predicted model, not a curated record. The transcript has a single exon.